AUGGAACCAGAAAAUCAAGCGCAGCAGUAUGGUGAGGUGAACCAGCUGGGAGGUGUGUUCGUGAACGGGAGGCCUCUGCCGAACAGCACGCGUAUGCGCAUAGUAGAGCUGGCCCGGCUCGGUAUCCGACCCUGUGACAUCUCCCGACAACUACGCGUCAGUCACGGGUGUGUCUCGAAGAUCCUGGCGCGCUAUCAUGAGACAGGCUCGAUCCUGCCAGGUGCGAUCGGUGGUUCGAAACCACGCGUCACCACACCGAAGGUGGUCACGUACAUCCGCGAGCUGAAGCAGAAGGACCCGGGCAUCUUCGCGUGGGAGAUCCGUGAUCGUCUGCUGUCAGAUGGGGUGUGCGACAAGAACAACGUGCCGAGUGUCAGCUCGAUCUCGCGCAUCCUGCGCAAUAAGCUUGGGAACCUUUCGCACCACCACCAUCAUCACCAUCACCCGCAUCACCCUCAUGCCGGUGCGGGUGGAGUAGGGGGCGUUGGUGGUGGUGGGGGCGGUGGUGGUGGUGGUGGAGCACACACACCCCACGCACCCGCGCACCUGUACAACUCUAUCUACCCCUCGUACCCGUACACGGCCGGUUCGUUGAAGUCGGAGAUGUCCUGUGGGGGCAGCCCUUCACCCCCGACCGGGGCCACCCCCAUCCGCAGCCCACACGCCCACUGCCCCUGGCCCUCGUCACACUCGGUCACCGACAUCCUGGCGAACGUGCAUCAUCAGGCGGCGGUGGCGGCCCUUCGUAAUGGAGGCACCCCCACCUCCCAGUGUCACACGACACCUCCACCCCCACCACCGUCGGCUGCGGCUGGGCUCGUAGCAGGGCAGCUGAUGGGUGGAGGCGCUGGUGCGAUGAACGGGUCCGGGGGGUCAGCGACGGCGGCGGCGGCAGCUGCCGCAGCUGCAGCCGCCGCAGCCGCGGCUGCCGCCGGAAAUGCGGUUGCGAUGCAUCAACACCAUCACCAUCACCACCACCACCAGAUGCAGGAGUCCGUGUCACCGCAGUCACCCAACUCGUACAACUACUACAUGUACUUGCAGAGUGGUGGAAUGCACCACGGGGGGCUGGCAAGCGCCUCUGGGUUAUAG
Anopheles nili is the source of this 1092-nucleotide messenger RNA. Its product is annotated as paired box protein Pax-1-like. Gene Ontology annotation, biological process: anatomical structure development; regulation of transcription by RNA polymerase II. Bases 1 to 1092 code for a protein of 363 amino acids. NCBI's taxonomy places the organism in Eukaryota, Metazoa, Arthropoda, Insecta, Diptera, Culicidae. The transcript has 2 exons. The record is from RefSeq and is a predicted model, not a curated record. Gene Ontology annotation, molecular function: DNA-binding transcription factor activity, RNA polymerase II-specific; RNA polymerase II cis-regulatory region sequence-specific DNA binding.